Messenger RNA from Zootoca vivipara (common lizard), 4184 nucleotides. RefSeq names its product ubiquitin conjugating enzyme E2 U (gene UBE2U). NCBI's taxonomy places the organism in Eukaryota, Metazoa, Chordata, Lepidosauria, Squamata, Lacertidae. The record is from RefSeq and is a predicted model, not a curated record.
CAGAGUAUGUCCUAGUUCUUGCUCUGCUUUUGUAGUUUCCUCUUCCUAUGGGUGCUAUCUAUGCCUGUAGCUGACCUUCUAUCUAAGAAUAAGAAAUGAAUCAAGGUUGACUUCUUUGCUCUGCCAUCUGCCUUUCUUAAACAAAAAAAAAAUUGCCGCUUAAAAGCUCUUCUAUCUCAGGAUUGCUUUGCCAGGGACAGAUUCUGUGGGAGACCAUGAGUAGUACUAUUAGUAUGCACUCGAGAGCUUACUUGUUGCUGGAAAGAGAGUAUAUAGAACAUGAAGAAGCCAGGAUCUUUGGCAUUACUGUUGCUCCUGUGGGAGACAGCUUGAUGGAAUGGGUAGCUGAUAUUGAAGGCCUGAAGGAUACCUUAUGGGAAGGAGCUGAACUCCAACUAUCGUUAAGGUACACUGAAGACUACAACAGAAUCCCUCCAAGCGUCACUUUCAACACUAUUCCGUUCCAUCCCAAUGUGGACCCAAAGACUGGAAGACCUUGUGUGGAUUUUCUAGAUGAUCCUACCAAGUGGGACACCAAAUUUACAAUGACUAGUAUCCUACUUAGUAUCCAGGUUUUGCUGUCUAAUCCAGUUUUGGAAAAUCCAGUGAACUUGGAGGCAGCUGAUUUGCUGAAGAACAAUUUUCCCCAGUAUAGGAAAAAAGUUAUACGGUGUGUCAGAACUAGCCAGCACCUAGACGCCAUCAGUUUGGCAAGUUCUCUCAGCAUAUUCAGGCGUCCCCAGGAAGAUGAAGAAUAUGGCCAAGAAAGAUAUGUUGCAUCCAUAUCAUAUGAAGAAUAUUACUGGACAUGGUAUAAAUUGGCCACAUCAAAAGCUGCAGACGAGUUUAAAAGCCCAGUGUUUGAAGACCCAAACUUCAUAGGAAACCGCUAUGGAUGGAGGGCAGCAAAUGUGGACAAAGGACAAUGGGAUGCUCUUACGCAUCGGUUAUUAAUCUCUGAGUUUAUCAAAAAUCAAAAGAGAGAAAGAUUGGUAGAAAGCAAGAAAAGUCACCCUACUCUGCCAAGCCCAACUCCAGCAUCUGUAUCCCGGAUUACUUCUGGUAGAGUGUCUAAGAACAGGAGCCAGGAUGAGGAGCAAUGGGAGAAGGAAGCAGAAGAUCUAGUAAUGUGGUCUGCGAGUCUUGAGCACAUGAAAUUGGAUUAAUUUCAACUAAUUAAACUAUGAUCACUAAUGUAAUGUAAGGUUGAGAGCAAUAUUGUUGUUGCAAUAGAAUCAAAUGUCCAGCCAUUAACAAGAACCCCCUACCCUGUACAGUUUAAUACGAAGGAGACCACCUGCAUAUUAACUGUGCAUGUUCUCAUAGUCAAGGGUCCUCUGCCUGAAUCACAGCCCCCAAAGUUCUGUAUUAUGAGGCUGUGAAUACUGACAAAUUGAUGAGCAGAGAUUGAUGGUGGGUCACAUAAGACUUGGUUGGGUUUGUUUUUUUAAGUGUUUCAUUAUAGAUAAAGACUGCAAAUGAAGUGCGCACACUUUAGCACCAAGUGGUGGUGCUGUUGUUAUUUAUUUUAAUACCUGAGCAUAUAGGUAUCUAUGUGCAGGGUGCUUGACGAAGUAAAGACAGAGAAAGGGAAAACAAAUGAAUGCAGAGAUAGAAAGGGGAAGAGCAUGGGAUUGUUUCAGUUGCACGUACUUAAGCUUAGUUAGAAUGGAGUAUGCUGACUAGAGGAAUGUUCCAAAGACUUCAGAGUUUAGAAGAACCUGGAACCUCUGGCUUUGAGUACAUUAGUCAAUUUUCAUCUUCUACAAUCUUUUGCUCCAUAGAUGAUAAAACAUGUAGCACCAGGUCACUUGCGGCAAACUUUCAACAAUACCUUCCAGCCCCUGUGACUCCAGCAAAAUCCCUAUUUAUCUACGUGUACUUUGACAUGCUUUCAAACUGCUAGGUGGGACCGAGCAAUGGGAGCUCACCCCAUCAUGGGGAUUCGAACUGCCGACCUUCUGAUCGGCAAGCCCUAGGCUCUGUGGUUUAGACCACAGCACCACCCGCGUCCCUUAAUAUAUAUAUUAGUGAGCAUAAAUGAAGGAGUAUUAGCUUGGGAAAUUGAGAAACAAUUUCAUCGUUGCUACUAUUUUUCUUCAGCAGGUUAAGAGCAUAAUUGAGGAUAUCCAUGCUUCUUCCACUGUACCCUUGCCAACGUAUUUCCUUAUCUAAUAAUGACUUACUAGCUAUUCCUGACCAUACUAUUGGUUAGAAAAUAUAUUUUCUCUUAUUACCAUAUUCCAUGUCUCUGUUUCUUGUCCUCAUAUAACCCAUGUGCUCUGAGGCACAGCCCUCUUUCUGCUUUCAGCUCAAAAUCAGAUGCCUGGAUGUGUAUAACACAUUUGGGCACAGCAUUUACCAGCCACACAAGCCCCAAACACAGAAUAUAUAUCAACCUUUGCAUUUGCCACCCAUCAGCCAACCAUGAUACCAGACUCUUGGUAUCCUUUCCCACUUCUCCACCAUAUGACAGCCAAGGCAACUUUUUCUGUCCUUAAAGCCUGAGUCAGUGUGCUUUUGCCUGCUGAGCUCACUUGACUGCUCUUAGCCACUCCCAUUCAUUUUGAUUGGGUAUGUCCAGGUGCCUUGUGCCUUAAGGCUAGUGUCUGAGAUCACAGUGUGAUUUGAUGAGCAUUGGAAAGGAGACAGAAGGGCGAGAGGAUGACAUGCAUCACAAGAUGGGGAAGCUUUUAAUGUUUGACGUUUUACUGUGUUUUUAUAUGUGCUGUAAGCUGCCCAAAGUGCCUGGGGAAACCCAACCAGAUAGGCGGAGUAUAAAUAAUGAAAAUUAUUAUUAUUAUUAUUAUUAUUAUUAUUAUUAUUAUUAUUAUUAUUAUUAGAUACAACAUGUCUUUGGGAGUGACAGGCAUCCCUCACUGAUCACUAGGGGGCCCACUGAAUUUCACUUCUCACCACUGGUUCCUAGGGAUAUGCAUAUGCCACUUUUUCCUCAUCUCCUUCCUAGUGAGAGAGAAAUGAGUCAGGUUAUUCACAAGCAGUUCUGGCCACUCUUGUCUUUCCUGUACGCAGCAGGAAUGGCUGUGAUUGGACAUUCAUGGUCAUAACGUCCCCACCCAGCGACUUGGGUGGUGGAAAGCUUUCCAGUGCUGCUCCCUUCCUAUGGGCAGCUAUCCUUUGGCAACACACAGUCUGUCUCUCACCAUGUGCUUGUGCAGUGCCUAAUUUGGGUGGGCUGUGAUCUCAGCCAGGAUUACCAGAAACUACAGCCCGAUACAUGUACAUUAUAUUUUCAGAAUAACAGCUUGCUAGGGCUUCUGGUCAUCAAAGUGCUUUGUCCGAUGCAAGGCCUGUUUGUUGAGUGCAUCUUGUGCUGCGAUAAUUACUUUGAAGUGCAGGGCUGAUAGUUCCAAAAGAUAGUAUUAUCACAGAUUUCUCAAUUCAAAGUAACAGAGACAUCGGGAGUUCUUAAUCAAAAGUAGGCUUUAAGCGAAUGAUCAUUAACUCUGUGAGCAGAACCAGGCUUUUCCGUUCUGUGCAUUUUUAUAGGCACUAUUUUACUGCAGGCCUUUUUUAUGAGUUCUGGGAUCAUGAGGCUUAAAGAGGGGACACAGCCAGGAUUUGGAUGUGGGAGGAAUAAAGUGUCAAGCUGAGCAGGGCUCCACAUGCACAUCUGGGACCAUUUAGAGCAUAUUAUUUGUGCACGUGGUGGGGUUUUUUUAUUUAAGUGCUCCAACCGAUUAUAGGCAAGUAGCAGCUCUGCCAAAUGAAACCCAGCAAUGUGAAUGUGAGAAGAGUAAGUCAGUGGGGCUUACCUGACACUCCUGGAUACUGUGGCUGGCCUCAGCAUGGGGACGAACAAACAUGGUGAGGCAUGCUGGUAUUUUGCCAAUUUCAGCAUUCUCAUACUCUCCAGUCGAUGAAGUUUCAUGAUGUAACUUGAACAGCCUGUUCCUAAAAAGAGGCAUCUGCACAGAACCACACCAUAAGCGAUUCACACUGGAUCAGUUAUAUUGACUGGUACGCUGUUGUGUUUUGACUGCAAUGUUUUCUAUGCGAAGAGGAGAGGUGCUAUAUUGGCAGGUACUAUUUGGGGAAAUGCCCGCAAAUUCACUGCUUUGUAGCAGCUGGCUCUGACAGUGCUACUACUAUAUUAAAGCAUAGCUGCCAAGUCUCCCGCUGAAAAAUGCGGGAACAGCAGCGGUGCGGCACCGGAAGUCGCC